AAUAAACUAAUGAAAAAAAAAAGCCGACUUUCUCAAAUGGUUUUUGCCCUAUUGGCACUAGGUUUUGAAACGCCAAACCAAAGCAAAGCUUAGCAGUUAGCACGGCACGGCUGCAAGCAAGGCAAAAUGGAGAUGGACAUGGCCAUGGAAACCCAGAAUCCUUUUGAAGUAGACCUGGGAAAUCUGUUGGCUUUUAACCCUUUUCACAACUUUCCGUCCCUCCCCACUUCCAGGGAUGAGCUAGUUAAGGAAUGUUUACAGCAGGGUACCAAGUUAGUUCAAGCAGUUGCAGAUCGUCUUUUUAGCUUACCUUCAACUGAAGAUGUAGAUGGGCCGCUUGUUAAGCUGCCUCCCCCAACAACAAAACUUCCAAGGGAGAAGCAUCUUCCAAAGCCUAAACCUCCUACAAAAUGGGAGGAGUUUGCUAAAAAGAAAGGUAUAAAGAAACGUAAAAAGGACAAAGUUGUAUGGGAUGAACAGACUGGCACAUGGAAACGUCACUUCGGUUAUGAUCGUGUCGAUGAUGAUAAAGACAUACCCAUCAUUGAGGCCAAGAUGACUGAUGAGCCAGGAGAGGAUCCUUUUGCUAAAAGACAAGAUGAUAAGAAGAAACGAGUUGAGAAGCAAGAGAAGAAUCGCCUGCAGAACUUGAAACAAGCUGCAAAAGUUGGUGCUUUGCCAAGCCAUGUUCAGCUUGCUGCAACAGCUCUGCCCAUAACAGGAACCCAGGCUCCACCUAAGAAAUUUACGAAAGAUGAAUUGGGGAAUGUAGCUGGGAUGGCUGCUACUUCUACAGCCAGUGGGGGGAAAUUUGAUAGGAAGUUGGCAGGGGAAAAGUCUGCUAAAAAGCAAGGAAAGCAUCGCAAGUUCUUACCAGUUGUUGAAGGAUCAGGGAUAGGCUCGCAGGAGAGGGAGCAAACUGAGAAUGUUCUCAAUAAGCUAAUCUCUAAGCAUUCGCAUGAGAUACUCAAUGUUGACAAGGCUGUUACCAUGUAUAAUGUGAAGAAAGAGAAGAAAGCAAGGAAUAGAAAGAAUCAAGAAGGGAAGUCCUCAUCAGCCUCAUACAAGUUGAAACCAAAAAAGCAACAUCAUAAGAAGACCGCUAAGAAAGGACCGGGAUCUUCAAAAAAAGGAAAGGCAAAAUGAAAUUAUUAAUUGCUCAUCAUUUAAGUAAGCGUGUAGAGAUUUGGGUUAGAUAUAAUCACAAUUUUGUUUACUGGGAACAAGAGAGUUAUAUGUACCAAAUCUUCUAUUUCUUAAGACAGAUUUAAAUUCUACAGUAUUGAUUCUGCUGGCCUCUCCCUUUCUCUUCUUAGCCUCAUGGUGAAUGACUACUAGCAAUCUCAAGGCUAAGAAAAAUUUGCAACAAACUUCGAAAUUUACCUUAGCAGGACUAGUCAUCGAUGGUGAUGCUGCAAUUGCUUUUAACCCAUGUGGCUCAAAACUCUUUGAGAUCUGCUUACUGGGGCUUAAGGGGUCCCCUCGAGCCUCUCAGGAAAAGUGUCAAAUUUAUCUGAAUCUUGUGGAAAGAAAUGCAGUAUCUCUUGUUCUGAGAAUAGACGAAAAAUAUAGGCAAAGAAUCGGACAUUUCGAGUGACGCCCCUGACGUAAACGAUUGGUGCAAAGUUGCAAACACGAUAAUUUUAUUCCAAACACAGUUAAUAUUUUUUUGUGAUGUCUUUGUGUCACAUGCUUUGAUUUUAAAUCAAACUUCAUAAGAAACGAAGCACGGAAAAGUUUGUCUCCGGAAUCACGCGAGCCUAAAACUUGAAUUUCGACCCGUAACCUUUUUCGGAACAAU
Molecule: messenger RNA, 1801 nt
Organism: Durio zibethinus
Lineage: Eukaryota; Viridiplantae; Streptophyta; Magnoliopsida; Malvales; Malvaceae
Product: ribosome biogenesis regulatory protein homolog
Biological process (GO): ribosome biogenesis; ribosomal large subunit biogenesis; endonucleolytic cleavage in ITS1 to separate SSU-rRNA from 5.8S rRNA and LSU-rRNA from tricistronic rRNA transcript (SSU-rRNA, 5.8S rRNA, LSU-rRNA)
Cellular component (GO): nucleus; nucleolus; preribosome, large subunit precursor
Molecular function (GO): protein binding
Source: RefSeq, a predicted model, not a curated record